This is a messenger RNA of Leptinotarsa decemlineata (Colorado potato beetle), 1209 nucleotides long. RefSeq names its product prostatic acid phosphatase. Gene Ontology annotation, biological process: dephosphorylation. NCBI's taxonomy places the organism in Eukaryota, Metazoa, Arthropoda, Insecta, Coleoptera, Chrysomelidae. The record is from RefSeq and is a predicted model, not a curated record. Gene Ontology annotation, molecular function: phosphatase activity.
AAUAGUUUCAGUUGGGGUGAUGAGAAUUCAACAAUAACCAUGCUAGUAAGGUCUUUCAUAAUUAUUUUAUCUCUGACUUCACCAAUUUGGGCGAGAGCAACUUUGAUUUCUGUUGUACAGGUUUUUCGACAUGGCGAAAGAGCGCCCAUCAACCACUACCCCAAUGAUCCAUACAAAGAUGUAGCCUAUUGGCCAGUAGGACCAGGACAACUAACAAAUGUUGGUAAAACGCAACAUUUCCACCUUGGUGAAUACACUCGACAGAGAUAUAUCAACAACUUACCAGCAGCUUACUCUAACAACUUUUUCUACGCCCAAACGACAGAUGUGGAUAGAACUCACAUGUCAGCUCAGUGCAACCUCCUGGGACUGUUUCCACCCACAGAAACGGAACGCUGGAAUCCAGACAUAGAUUGGAGUCCGAUUCCCGUUCAUCCAUCGGAUCCGAAUGUUAUUAAUUCAUAUCCAAAUUGUCCAGCUUAUGAUGCUGAACAACAAAGAGUUACGGUUGAAGAACCGUAUUUUCAGAAAAUUGAUGAGCAGUACCGAGAUACUUACGAGUAUAUCAGCAACUACAGUGGAUCAAAUAUUACUACAUUGCAAGGAAUUGGUACCGUUUUUGAUUCGCUUUUCAUUGAAAAUGAGUUAGGCUACACGCUGCCUUCUUGGACACAGGCAAUUUUUCCAGAACCCCUCGCAACACUUGAAGGUUUACGGUUCCAGAGUUACGUUUAUAACAGAAAAUUAAUGCGGCUCAGUGCUGGACCAUUCCUUAAUGAAGUCAUCGGACAUUUCGAAAAAAUGAGAAAGAAUUCUUCGACUGCUGAAUUUUACAGGAUGUAUAGUGCCCAUGACUUCAAUAUUGCUCAAGUACUAUCAAGUCUGGGUAGAUUCAAUCCUCCUCGGGCACCAUAUUUUGCCAGUACUAUAUAUUUUGAGCUGUGGGAGUUUCUUGGGAGAUAUCAUGUCAACAUCUACUAUAAAGAUAAGGAUACCAUUGAGAAAAUAACUCCAGAAGGUUGUUGGCAGUUCGAUUGUAGUUUGAGUAAACUUAAAAAUACUUUGUCAGAUAUUCUUAUUGAUACCGACACCUUGAAGAAUGAAUGUGUAGGUUGAUUGAAUAGGCGCAACUAGUGGAAUCAAUUAUCAAUUAUCAUCAGACUGUACCAUUGCAAAGUGUUAUCGAAUAAAAAAAUAUACGAAAGCAUA